AUGCCAAUCCGCCUACCGCCGCUCGUGCCGCCCCCAGCACCACUAGAUGCGCACUCUAGCUCGAUGAACGCAUCUCCCGCUUCUCCCGCUUCUCCUGCCAAGACGACGCUCGAGCUGGUCACGAGGCCCAAGAAGCCGCCUGUUAAGCAGCGCGUGACGCUCGACGACGUGGAGCGCCGAAUCGUGGAGCUAACGCCCGAUCUGCCGACAGACACGAAGCGCCGCAUGGCCAAGGCCGAGUUCAAGCGGCUCAAACACUGCGAAAUAGUGCGCCAGUCGCGUAUGCGGAAGAAGAAUGAGCGCAAAGGCCUGCGCCAAGUGAACGACGAGCUCGAGAAGGAACUCAACAGCAUGUUGGCAACCUACAGGAAAGAGCACGACUGGAUGCAGCUCGAUGAGCGCAGUCUACGAGACGUUCUGUUCAAGAAGUUCGUGCACUCCAUCUACGAAGUGCGUGGACUCCGGAGAGAGAACUCGGAGCUCAAAGACCAGUUCCUCAUCUACGAUGCACUGGGCGAGCAGUUACAGCGACUUCAGGGCGAUUUCCAGAUCCCCAGACAGCUCGGCACACGGACGUCCAUCGGCACGAUCCACUUCCAGGAGCUGACGGUUGCAGAAGCCAGAGAUAUUAUGAUCGACUCCCACAGACAUGCAACAUCUUUCUUUGAGACUAUGAAGAAAGUCGAGACUGGAGAGGAGGAGAAGACCAUGGGGUGGACUCAACACCAGCGUAUCACGUCAGACGGACGAGUACAGUUUAACUUCACAAAGAGAAUCGACACGAUCGGUACGGAGGAAUUGGUGCACAAGAGCUGGGAAAUGUAUUGCGACUUCGGACUCUAUCACGGCAUCUACUCGUCGGUGCAGAAGCUCGAGAUCUUGCAGAAAAUCAAUGACAACACGCUCUUAAUUCGACGAGAUCUACAGGAGGGAAGCUCAGCACCGAUCUUCCGCACAGUCUUCCUGUUAUUUCGUAUCCGAUUGCCAAAUGGCUACCUCAUUUGCUUCCGGUCUCACAACCCUGCAGUGUGCGUCGAGGAUGAUGAUGACCCGAAUGUGCAGUGGAUGGAGAUGUUUUACUGGCUCAUGAUCACGGACCCACCAGUUGAGGAGACAGAUCACGGGAUUGUCGGUCCACCGCGACCACCUCUACGGGGCUGCGACGUAACUUUUGGUGGCAAUCUGCUCAACAGUCGAAGCGCCAAACAUGCCACGAUUUGGAAGUACCAGAUCGCUAUGGCGCUGUUGAGAUGGGAGAGCAACGCUGCAGCGCCACUAUUCGCGCUGUUUGGCUAG
Messenger RNA from Phytophthora nicotianae INRA-310, 1296 nucleotides. RefSeq lists its product as hypothetical. Lineage: Eukaryota; Oomycota; Peronosporomycetes; Peronosporales; Peronosporaceae. The record is from RefSeq and is a predicted model, not a curated record. The coding region runs from base 1 to 1296 and encodes 431 amino acids. The transcript is spliced from 2 exons.